Molecule: messenger RNA, 1602 nt
Organism: Aspergillus sclerotioniger CBS 115572
Lineage: Eukaryota; Fungi; Ascomycota; Eurotiomycetes; Eurotiales; Aspergillaceae
Product: NOT2 family protein
Exons: 6
Coding region: 85-1443 (452 amino acids)
Biological process (GO): regulation of DNA-templated transcription; nuclear-transcribed mRNA poly(A) tail shortening
Cellular component (GO): P-body; CCR4-NOT core complex
Source: RefSeq, a predicted model, not a curated record
GGCAGCGGAGCGAAUUGGAACUUCAAUUUACCCGUCAGCGGAACGCCAGGGAUACAAGGCAACCAGCAGCGCAGCAUAGGAACGAUGGGAACGUUUGCACAGAGUCUGAGCGGUUCCCAACCUGCUACGCCUUUGGAUCUAUCAGAUUUCCCUUCGCUUUCCGGAGCUCCACCGCAAUCGCAAACCCAAAACCCGAGUCAUCUAGUAUGGGCAAACGCUAGCCAACGUGCGAUGCAGCAGACCCCCGUCCAAAGGCCGCAGCAUGCUACGUCCCAAGCACCCUCACGAGCCCCGCAAACACAAACCCAUCACCCUCAACAGCCAUCACAACCUUCUCAUGACGACGUGUUCCCUUCGGGCGCACAGUUUGCGAAUCGCUUGGAUGAUUUUAGAAAUGGCGGGCAGGGGAUUAGCGGUCAAUUAGGUGCUGGGGGGCAACCGCAGACCGGCAAUAUCGAAGAAUUCCCCCCACUCGGGCGUAAUGUCCCCACGGACCUCGGUCAGGAUCGGAGAGGAUCAUUGAUGCAAAGUGCAGGGCUUGGCAAUUACACUGGUGGCCUUCCGUUCACGGGUGUGAGCCAAGCUCAGUCUGCCCAAGCUCGCAGCAUGGUCGCCGCGUCGGUAAACGGGCAAGAGCGGAUAAUGUCGCCUGCCAAUGCAGGAUCAGGAGGCAUUGAAACGUCGCGAUCGCCGGUGAAUCAGGGGUCUAGCAGAGCUCCGGGGCAAGAAAAGGAGGAAUUGAAUAACAGCGUAAUAUCGAAUCCGAGUGUCUACAGCGAACAACACCUUAUGCGACCGCCGGGGUUUCCCACCACUGGGAAGGAAGCUUCAGGGGCUGCGCCUAGUACUGAUCAAUUACCAUUCGCCGAGAUGAGCGAGCUCGACAAGUUCGGGCUUGCAGGCUUGUUGCGGAUGAUCCAUAGCGAUAAUGCCGAUGUUUCUAGUCUCGCGGUAGGGCAGGAUCUGAUGACAUUAGGCCUAGACUUGAACCAACCGGAACCUCUACAUACAUCCUUCGCCUCCCCGUUUGUUGCGUCCAUGUCGGGUGUUCCUCUGGAGCAGGACUUCGCUCUUCCGUCGUGCUACAGUGUUGCCAAUGUCCAGCCUCUUCAGUCGCGAAUUCCAAGCUUCAGCGAUGAGACAUUGUUCUACAUUUUCUACAGCAUGCCUAGGGAUAUACUGCAGGAAGUCGUUGCGGAAGAACUGAUGGGGCGGAAGUGGAGGUACCACAAGAUCGAACGGUGCUGGCUUACCCGCGACGAGACGUAUCCCGGCCCGGUUGAUGUCGAGCGCGGCGUGAGUGAGAGGGGCGUCUAUCUUUUGUGGGACCCCGCCAGCUGGAAGAAGGUCCGACGCGAGUUCAUCCUUCGGUACGAGGAUCUGGACAACCGAAUGGAUCCUAACCGGGGUCUUGCGCGGGUUGGAUUUCCGCAUGGUUCAUGAAUAUCUGAGAAAGAUAGGGCUGGAUCAGCAUGGCGUUAGGUUCACUGCCAGUUACCAGAUGAUUGUUCAGGUGCUGUACUACCGAGCAACAGGUGUUUCUCUAGGCUUAGUGGUUGGUCCGGGACAGGACAUUUAUCGAAAUCAAAUGACUUCAAUGAC